This is a messenger RNA of Benincasa hispida (wax gourd), 483 nucleotides long. Lineage: Eukaryota; Viridiplantae; Streptophyta; Magnoliopsida; Cucurbitales; Cucurbitaceae. The record is from RefSeq and is a predicted model, not a curated record.
AUGGAGUUACUAGUAGCAGUAGAUGUUCAAGAACUAUUGAUAUGCUAUCAGACUGCCACUGGCACAUUGCCAUUUGAGGACCUAUAUGGAAAGAGUUGUAAGUCUCCAGUGUGCCAGGGUGAGGUUGGUGAGAGGAAGUUGCUAGGACCUGAGCUACUGCAGACCACGAAUGAGGCAAUACAGAAGAUCAUAGCUCUUAUGCAACCAGCUCAGAGCAGACAACAAAUCUAUGUCGAAGUAAGACAUAAGGACCUGGAAUUUGAGAUUGAUGAUAAAGUGUUCUUAAGGGUGGCACGUAUUAUGAGGUAUGUGACAGAUCCAUCCCAUGUAGUUGACUUUGAUCCAUUGCAGUUGAAUGACAACUUGAGCUACGAGGAGAAGCCUGUAGAAUUUCUCGCCAGAGAGGUAAAGACGUUGCAACGCAGGGAGAUUGCGCUUGUGAAAGUCCUGUGGAAGAAUCACCUAUUCAAGGAGGCCACUUAG